CACUGAGGAACAAGUGGUCACAAGCCCAAAAAGCCAGCAGAGCGAGUCUACUUUGUCCUCAUCCCUCUCUCACUAGCUAUCUUCACAUAGAGAGAGAAAGAGAGAAUGGGAAGGAGUCCUUGCUGCGCUAAGGAAGGCUUGAAUAGAGGAGCAUGGACAGCUAUAGAAGACAAGGUUCUCAUCGACUACAUUAAGAUUCAUGGCGAAGGAAAAUGGAGAGACCUUCCCAAAAGAGCAGGUCUUAAGAGAUGUGGGAAGAGUUGUAGGCUGAGAUGGUUAAAUUAUCUGAGGCCUGAUAUCAAAAGAGGAAAUAUUACUCGCGACGAAGAGGAUCUCAUUAUCAGACUUCACAAACUUCUUGGAAACAGGUGGUCUUUAAUAGCUGGACGACUGCCAGGACGAACAGACAAUGAAAUAAAGAAUUAUUGGAACACAAACAUCGGAAAGAAGAUUCAAAAUGGAAGCUCAAAAACAAAAUCGUCCCCUACUACUUCAAGAGGUGAUUUACGUAGCUCGCCAAGCCUAGCCAUACAUGACAAGGGCACAGACUUGGACUCGGACCCAAAAGCCCCACAAAAAACCAAGACCGGUCAAUUCGUGGUUCGAACAAAAGCAACAAGGUGCACCAAAGUGAUAGUGAGCAAACAAGUCCAACCAUUCAUGGCCGCACCACCUUGUUUGACCAGUACUCGCGAUGAUGAGGACGUGAACGUUAGGUGUGAGCGUGAGAAAAUAAUGGAAGCAGCAUUACCAUCUUUUGUGGAUUCGGAGGGAAAUAAUACAGACAACUCGUUAGAUUUCAUGGCGAAUUUUGAGAUGGACGAGGGCUUCUUUUCGGAUCUUCUGAAUAUGGAUAUAUCCGAACCGUCUUGUUUAAUUGAGAAUAAUAAAGUGGGAGUGCAAGAAGACAUCAGUAACGCCAGCACCAGUGAACAAGGUUGUCAUCAAUAUUUGUCUUCUCCAUUAUCUAAUGACACCCACUUGAAUAAUGUUUCUGAUGAUUCGCUGCAUGAGUCUGAGGAUUUUCAAUCGAUGUCAGCUUUAAUGGAGAAUGAAUUUGAUUGGCUUUGAGAGAACCUGUAAAGCUAGCACAUGUGUACUCUUGCCCUCUUGCAGAGCUGUAAAUUUUCGAUAAUAAAAAGUAGUAGUUUUAUCGCGCC
This is a messenger RNA of Prosopis cineraria, 1160 nucleotides long. RefSeq names its product transcription factor MYB1-like. Bases 106 to 1071 code for a protein of 321 amino acids. The record is from RefSeq and is a predicted model, not a curated record. NCBI's taxonomy places the organism in Eukaryota, Viridiplantae, Streptophyta, Magnoliopsida, Fabales, Fabaceae. The transcript has 3 exons.